Messenger RNA from Nerophis ophidion (straightnose pipefish), 2571 nucleotides. Its product is annotated as chemerin-like receptor 1. Gene Ontology annotation, cellular component: plasma membrane. Gene Ontology annotation, biological process: phospholipase C-activating G protein-coupled receptor signaling pathway; positive regulation of macrophage chemotaxis; complement receptor mediated signaling pathway. The coding region runs from base 133 to 1143 and encodes 336 amino acids. The record is from RefSeq and is a predicted model, not a curated record. The transcript has a single exon. NCBI's taxonomy places the organism in Eukaryota, Metazoa, Chordata, Actinopteri, Syngnathiformes, Syngnathidae. Gene Ontology annotation, molecular function: G protein-coupled receptor activity; complement receptor activity.
GAAAAAAAAAGUAAGUCGGGAUCACUUCUGAUCGCACCGAGACGCAAAAAGUGAGUACUUUUCUUGGAUGAAGCGUACUGAUCGUGCCGUGUGCGUGACGUCCGCAGACAGUGUUUGUGUGAAUAUCCCAGGAUGAGUGUGGAUUACAGAGAAUAUGAUGAUUACACUGCGGAUAACGAGACAGAGACAAACUUCAGCGCUUUUGGCCCGCUGAACUCCGGCAGUCCUCGGUCUGCUUUCACAUCUCUUCUGGUGGCUUUCAACGUCGUUAUUUGCGUCGUGGGCCUGGCGGGGAACUCGCUGGUGAUCUGGAUCUGUGGGUGGAAGAUGAAAAGAACCGUCCCCACCACUUGGUACAUGAGCCUGGCUAUCUCCAACCUGCUGUUUUGCGUCUUCCUGCCCCUGGAAGUGAGCUACAUGAUGACCUCGCACUGGCCCUUUGGACUGGUGUUGUGCAAGCUCAUGUCCUCCGCUCUGUUCCUCAACAUGUACAGCAGCGUCUUUCUCUUGGUUCUGAUCAGUGCCGACCGCUGCGUGGUGGCGUCCUUUCCCGUGUGGUCGCGCAACCACCGCACGGUGCGGCGGGCAUCUGCCCUGGUCGUCCUCACCUGGUUCCUCUCGGCGCUCCUGACCUUGCCCUCGCUGAUCCACCGCCGCACCGCCCCGCACGGAGCCGUCACCCUCUGCGUCAUGCAUUACGCCGACCCGCCCGGACACAAGGCGGUGGUGCUCACUCGCUUCACCUGCGGGUUCUUGCUCCCUUUCCUGGCCAUCGUACUGUGCAGCUCGGUGCUGGGCGCCAAGCUAAGAGGCAUGAGCAUCAAGUCCACCAAGCCCUACAAGAUCAUGGCGGCGCUCAUCUUGUGCUUUUUUGUCUGCUGGGUUCCUUACCAUACCUUUGUCCUCCUGGAGAUACACAUGAAGUCCCUCACCCUGGAGAGUUUCCGCACUGGGAUGAAUGUUGGGGUGACUCUGGCGGCCUCAAACAGCUUCGUGGCCCCGGUUCUCUACAUUUUCGUCGGAAACGAUUUCAGUCAAAUCCUGAGGAGCUCGCUGAUGCAGAGGGUUGAGUCGGUGAUGGCGGAGGAUUUUCGUACCGGAGGCCUCGGUUACUCGCGGGCUCAGCCUCAGCCAGCUGUUUGAUUGGACGCACAAAACACAAAACAUGCCUCGUCCGCAUCUUUUAUGAUUAGUCAACACAACACAUAUAUUUGCAACAUUUUCAAGAAGGAUAUUUAAAGGGGAACAUUAUCACAAUUUCAAAAGGGUUAAAAACAAUAAAAAAUCAGUUCCCAAUGGCUUGUGGUAUUUUUUGAAGUUUUUUUCAAAAUUUUACCGGUCUCGGAAUAUCCCUAAAUAAAGCGUUAAAGUGCCUUAUUUUCGUCUCUCUGCGAAGACACUGGCCAUUUCCCUGUGACGUCACACAGUGCUGCCAAUGUAAACAAACAAUGGGAAUACCACAGCAAGAUAUAGCGACAUUAGCUCGGGUUCAAACUCGGAUUUCAGCGACUUAAGCGAUUCAACAGAUUACGCAUCUAUUGAAACAGAUGGUAGGUUUAUGAAAAUAUUGAAGAAGAAACUGAAGCUAUUGAGCGAAUAGCUAUUGACGCUAUUCAUAGCCAUAGCAUGGCCGAAUAGCUGCGUUAGCAUCGCCGGUAAAAUGUGCGGACCAAACGAUCAGGACUUUCGCAUCUUUUGACACUGGAGCAACUUAAAUCCGUCGAUUGGUAAGUGUUUUUUUCGCAUUAAAUGUGGGUGGAAGGAAACGUAAUAUAGUUGCAAAUGCAUCUACAGGUUAUCCAUACAUCUCUGUGCCAUGUCUGCUUUAGCACCGCCGGUAAAUAGCAUGUUAGCAUCGAUUAGCGUAGCAUGUUAGCAUCGAUUAGCUGGCAGUCAACAUCAACAAAACUCACCUUUGUGAUUUCGUUGACUAUCGUUGCAAAUGCAUCUGCAGGUUAUCCAUACAUCUCUGUGCCAUGUCUGCCUUAGCAUCGCCGGUCAAAUGUGGAGACACUCCAGCACAUGCAAUGGGGGUCUGGCGGCAGACACUUUGGCAUCUUCGGGCCAGUGGUGCAACUUGAAUCCCUCCCUGUUAGUGUUGUUACACCCUCCGACAACACACCGACGAGGCAUGAUGUCUCCAAGGUUCCAAAAAAUAGUCGAAAAAACGGAAAAUGACUGAGCUGAGACCCGGUGUUUGUAAUGUGUUGAAAAUGAAAAUGGUGGGCGUGUUACCUCGGCGACGUCACAUUCUGACGUCAUCGCCUCGAGGCGUUUAAUUCGCCAAAAUUCACCCAUUUAGAGUUCGGAAAUCGGUUAAAAAAAUAGAUGGUCUUUUUUCUGCACCAUCAAAGUAUAUAUUGACGCUUACAUAGGUCUGGUGAUAAUGUUCCCCUUUAAAGAGAAAGUACAUCUUAUUCUUAUUACGGUAUAAUUCUACCAUGAAUUGAUUAACGUGGACCCCGACUUUAACAAGUUGAAAAACUUAUUGGGGUGUUACCAUUUAGUGGUCAAUUGUAUGGAAUAUAUACUGUACUGUGCAAUCUACUAAUAAAAGUUUCAAACAAUCAA